Hevea brasiliensis (rubber tree) is the source of this 1689-nucleotide messenger RNA. RefSeq names its product acyl transferase 4. The record is from RefSeq and is a predicted model, not a curated record. The transcript is spliced from 2 exons. Bases 259 to 1518 code for a protein of 419 amino acids. NCBI's taxonomy places the organism in Eukaryota, Viridiplantae, Streptophyta, Magnoliopsida, Malpighiales, Euphorbiaceae.
UUUCUUUGUAAAGUCAUCACAUUUCCCUAAAGUUAACGACAUAUAAAUUUUUAAGCAUCUGACAUAUAUAAUAUGAGCAAUUCCACUUGCCAAAGCUAUCUUCUCUUGCUACCAAAUGAAAAGUAGACUUUAAGGUCAAGCAUAUCAUCAAUUUGAAUUUUAAUAAAUUAACAUCCUUUCUACAUCUAUGUUGUAUAUAAAAGGUAAUUCUGGUUAUGGUGCUUAAUAUCUCUUAUUCAUCAACCUUCUUAUCCAUUCAUGGCUUUGUCCAUAAUCAGAACAAGUCGAUGCCUAGUUAGGCCAUUUGAGCAGACACCAUCAGGCACCCUUGAUCUCUCUGUCAUUGAUAGGUUGCCUGUCCUGAGAUGCAAUGCUCGGACGCUGCAUGUUUUCAGAAAUGGCCCUGAAGCAGCAAGAGUUAUAAGGGAAGCCUUGUCCAAGGCGUUGGUUCCCUACUACCCUCUUGCGGGGCGUCCCAAGGAGUCCAGCCAGGGUCAGCUUCAAAUAGAAUGCUCAGGACAAGGUGUAUGGUUUGUUGAGGCAUCUGCUACUAAUAAUCUUGAAUCUGUCAAUUAUUUUGAUAAUGUCACAACAAUCCCCUAUGAUGAGCUCCUUCCUGAUUAUGUUCCUGAAAAUGACAAAGGCAUCGAGCCACUUGUCCAAAUGCAGGUUACACAAUUUGCAUGUGGAGGUUUUGUGAUUGGACUUAUAUUCUGCCACAGUAUAUGCGAUGGCCUUGGAGCUGCACAAUUCUUAAACGCAGUUGGGGAGCUAGCUAGAGGUGUUGAGCAGCUUAGCAUUUCACCAGUUUGGUGUAGGGAUUUUUCUCCAGCACCACCCCAACAAGCGAAUGCCACAGCACUGCCACCACCAAUGCCGAAUUAUAGGUUAGAGCAUGCCAAUAUAGACAUUUCAUUUGAUAAAAUUGCUCAGCUCAAGAAUGAAUUUCAAAAGUCAACAGGGAAAACUUGCUCCACGUUCGAAGUUAUAGCUGCCACAUUCUGGAGAAACCGAACAAUUGCAAUAAACCUGAAGCAGAACACAAAUAUGAAGCUUGUUUUCUUCGCGAAUUGCCGCCAAGUCUUAGACCUUGCUUUGCCUAAAGGAUUCUAUGGGAACUGUUUCUUCCCAGUGACGAUCACAGUUCCAACUGAGUCACUGGCACAAGCAUCAAACAUUGAAGUGAUAAAACUCAUACAAGAAUCAAAGGCUAAGCUACCAAUAGAAUUUGCCAAGUAUCUGAAGGGGGAGUAUUUGAAUGAUGGCGAGGAUCCAUUUGCACCGCCCCUAAUCUACAGCACGUUGUUCAUAUCAGAAUGGGGUAGAUUGGGAUUCAAUCAGGUGGAUUACGGGUGGGGUCCUCCAGUGCAUAUUGUUCCAAUACAGGGCUCUAGCAUCAUACCUGUAGGUAUUAUAGGAUUGUUGCCACUGCCUAUGAAAGGUAUCCGUUUGAUGACUUGGUGUGUUGAGGAGGGCCAUCGCCAGCAAUUCAUUAAUCAGAUAAUGAAAGCUACUUGAGUCUUCAUGUUCAAGACCCAAAAGAACGGGGAAAAAAAAACUUGGAAGCUUGCUUCCUCCUCUAAGAUAACCGUAUGGUUCAGUUUACUCCAUGAUUUCUUGUCAAUAAUAAGAAUGGAAUAUGUGUGUGAUCAAAAUAAUAAAAAAACACAGAAUUGUAAAUUUACAUAA